Molecule: messenger RNA, 1855 nt
Organism: Aureobasidium pullulans EXF-150
Lineage: Eukaryota; Fungi; Ascomycota; Dothideomycetes; Dothideales; Saccotheciaceae
Exons: 2
Coding region: 423-1532 (369 amino acids)
Source: RefSeq, a predicted model, not a curated record
GAUACUGUAGACGGUAGGUCUGAUUCGGUCUUCGAGCGACAAAACUUCUGUCUCAAGUCAGCUUUCUGGUCAACGACAUCCGAGCUUUGCAAGUGGACGAACUCCACUCGGGAUUGGAAGUAUGGUACCGAUAUCUUUCGCUGACGCCACUCAAUACCGUUCUUCUUCUGGAGCUGUCAAACGGAAUUCGCAGCCUGUUCUCGGUCUAGCAUGAGACCUCUCACGACUCCUGUCUUCUCCAUUACUCGUGUUGCAGGACCUCUCAUCUUCAUAUCCUUUCACUUUUCCCGUCUCGAUGGGACCAGCUCAAAUUUCUUGUCUUGGAACUUCACGACUGUACCGUCUGACAGCUUGGGUGUUCUUCUACAUUGAGUCUUGAUUCAGCCUCCUCGGUGGCCCCCCAACUCGCGCUCUGCAUCGCCAUGGUCGCUUCAGAUGCACCGCCCACGCUGUACGGACUCGGAACCAUUCCCAAAGAGCUUUACGGUGUUUCAAUCUCUCUUCUGGUUAUCACAUGGUCUGCCGCCCUAUCAAGAGCAUAUGUUCGUGGCUAUGUGCUACGGUCAGUUGGCUGGGAUGACUGGACUCUGAUACCUGCUCAACUCUGUUAUACCGUCCAAUGUGCAUACAUGAUUCGCAUGGCACAAAUGGAGAUGAAUCCAGACAAGAACAGUGAUAUUCGAAGCAUAUCACAACUAGUCACUAACUUGGUCGCCUUCGCUGGCAUCUACGCUUUGACCUGUAUUCUUCUCAAAAUAUCGCUCGGCCUCUUCUUCCUACGAAUCAUCACAGAAGGAUGGCAACGCAACGUUAUCCAUGUUGGCAUACUAAUCAACACGCUCUACGGCAUCACAUACUUUGGCCUAUGCACUUUCGGCUGCGGCGAUCCUGCGAAAUACCUUUUGCGUAUCACUCUCAAGCAAUGCAUUUCUAUUGAUCGUGUCAUCAUUCCUGCUUCGUAUGUCUUCACCGGAUUCAAUGCCGUCAUGGACUGGAUCAUGGCACUCCUUCCAAUCACGACCAUUUGGCACCUUAACAUGCCGAAGAUGACAAAAUUCUGGGCAUACUCUCUAAUGGUGCUUGGGGGGACCGGCAGUAUCGUCUCGCUCAUUCGCUUUGCUUUUGUGAAGAGCUUGGAACCCGACGUCAACUUCUUCAAGAACACUGGCAAGCUUGCCUUCUACUCUCAUAUCGAACCCGGACUCGGGAUCGCAGCUGUCUGCCUUGCCACUCUCAGACCGCUUUUUAGACAGUGUCUCGAUGGCGCCAAAUCCAUGUCAAGCACACAAAGAAGUCACGGUCCCAGUGGCGCAAAGAGAACGAGUGUUGCAGGCGGCUCUGAAUUGCAAGUGACCAGCAUGAGAAAGAGUCGUCGGGUGCGAGAUGGGUUUGUCACAUUCGAAGAUGACAGCGACGGAAUGCAGACGCAAUGGUCCAAUGAAAAUGAGAUUGGCGUCAAGACUGAAUUUACAGUCGAGACUCGUCCAACGAGUUCUGAUGUAGAGCAGGGACAAGAGAUGUUCCCUCAUUAGCUUUCGUCCACCAACCCCUCGAACUGCAACAAGGAACCACUCUGCCGCUCAGGAAUAGCGACGUCCUUUGACAGUCCGCAUCUGUGUGGCCUUUUUUCUCUCAACUUUGUCUCAUGAUUCUUUUUCAUCAGGAACCAGCUCAACCACACCAUAGACACAAUGAAAACACAGACCGUAGGCGUUUAGGACAAGUCAAGAGUCGAGACACUCGCACAACCAACUCAUCCAGCACCGUCCUCAAGACUAGUCCAUCCUCGAUAUCUCAUCACAGCCAAAGCCUAGCCUGACGGGCCUUUUCGAAUGUAAUCAAGUGUUAGAAGGGC